AUGUCACACGCCUGGCUCGAUUCGCUGUCUGAGGACUGGGUAUCUCAACCAAGAUCCGACACUUCUCAAGGCCAACUGCCUAGCUUCUCAAGUCCACCAGCCCAUGCUCGUUCGAAAAGCGUGCGCGAGACUGCCAGCCGCAUACCACGAUUACAUACCGGCAAUGCGGGCACAAGGAGACCGCAGCCGCCACCACGCGACGGCAGUAUCAGUGCUCUGAGCGAGCGGAGUCCCAAUGACAUCAACAUCAAGGGGUCGCAAAGUGCUCUCUCGAAGCUGUCACAAGAGAUGAAGCUUUCCCAACGAGGUCGACAUUUGAGUAGAUCCGUGUCGGCUUCCACAGCUGGUUCCGUCGUCCACAACACUGUCCAACACAAAUCGCAAAGCGCCUCGCCUUCGAAAGGCAAGGAACAAGCCCCGGAAUGGAAAAGACGAUUGUUAUAUGGGGAGCUUGACUAUGGCGAUUCGAAAGAUCUGUUCAGCUCGGCGGGAACCGGUCUGGCGAACAUGUUUAAGCCACCUGUGGAACACACGUCUCCGGAGGAAGAGUCGAAUGAGGACGAGGCCUAUACAGUGAACGAGACGACUUUACCAUCGAGUCCACCCCCGUACUUGAGGUUCCGGCGAGACCAAUUACACGAUGACGAGACCCAGGACCUGUCCGUCAACGACUCGUCUAUACAACACGCCCCACCCCUUCCCAAGCAGAUGGCAUUUCGAAGGACCGAAGAUGACACCAAAGACAUGAGUGUUGGACCAGAGUCGACUUUGGAAGGAAGCCGUGAUGAGCAAGCCACGGGAACGAACGCAGCCAGCGAGACCUCCAUCACUUCGCUUAAUGUAAUGCAGCGUCUCGACGCGUCACGGAAGAUUAGUGGCCAAAGCGACGUGAGGAACGAGGACCUCAGCCCCAUAUUGAUAUCGCGUCACAAUACUGGAGAUGGUAAGAUCAGUUACGCACCAAUUGAUCUGCCUGCUCAACAACUGCGGAAACAACUCGAGAAACUGCGAAUGAGCCAGAUGAUAUUAGAGUCUGAGCUGAACAGCGACCCGGACCGCGAUACUGGUGCCGUGGGUGAUGGAACCCAGACUUUCGAAAACACGGAUGACUAUGCGAAGAAUGGAGGGUUUCUGAACCUCGAAAGGGUUGGACGGUCUGGUGAAGGGUCUUUUCGACGCCGUCCUCUGAGUCCCUCAGUCAAUACGGACACGUCCGAAAUGCUACCGGAGUCGUCGCUCCAGGCCAGUACCCCAAAGCAGUUCCCAACCAUCAGGACAGAUCGUUAUGCGUCGGCUGAGAGGAUAGACGAGCCGACAUCUCCCGUCAGCCCUGUUGUACCUCGGGCUCCCCAUCCCAGCCCAGAGAAGCGGCUACAACCACCCCCUGGCCACAGUGGGAGUCCGUUGAAGCUCUUUGGGCCCUACGACACAUUCACAAAUCAGACCCUGCUACGACGUAUAAGUCAAUUCGAGGAUCAGAUAAGCAACAGUCCUCCGCGCUCGACAGAAGGCGCCGCCGUUGCUUCGCCAAUGCCAGACUCGCUGCCGAAACCUGACACCAACGAAGGCUUUGUGGGUAUGUCCAGCUCGGGAAAGAUGCAGCACCAUAUCAGUCAUGCUCACCACGAGACAUUCGGCGCGAUCAACAGAUUUGGCGCUGGAGAGCUUGAUGGUUACGAAUUUGAUGAGGACAUCUCGUUGAGCUCCAACGAGCCCUCGCGUUUCGAGGACAAGGAAAACAUGACACCCGCAGAGACUCGAGUGCCAUCGAACCAUCCUUUGAAAUUUGAGAUUCACAACGACCACUCUUCAGAUGGAGAGUCGCUUGUCGUCCAACGGCAACGCCACCGCUCGAGCAGUUCCCUAUCAUCUAAGCACCGCUUAGGCGCAACCAAGUCCGUCGACGGCUCACAGCCACGUACCGCUUCUGACACGAAGAGGGAGACUGGUGACUUCCAAACAACUCCGCAAAGGGAGGGCUCGGAAGGCAAGAGGCCGCGGACUUCGCCGACCAAAGACCCCACGCCGAAAAGGAGGAGGACCUUACACAGGUCCGACAUUGCAUACGGGCUCGAAGACCGACCGGCAGCCAUAGAACCCGUGCAAUCAUCCCAUUACAGCAUGCAAUCUGCCAUAGGAAGGAAGCGCAAAGACGUACGCUAUGGUGAAAUGCAACAGGUUGCUGAGCCGAGUAUCCUGGCAAUGCGUCAAAUCCUGCGGCCUCGCUCGCCAACGCCAAGCCAGAAAAUGUCGGCGAUGCGCGAGCGACAACCUCUUGGAGAUAUCGGAUUGAAUCUGGAUGACGGUCACAGUGAGAUAUCAACUCAGGAUCAAACCUCACCCGGAUUUGCUCAAGAUUUCGCUGUUGAUGGGUCUCGGAAAACAUCCAUGAAAACCCAAGACUUUUACGACGCAGCCGAGGAGAUCAUGGCGAUGAUACGGAACAAAGCCCGGCCCAGGACUGAUCUCGCCAGUGUGGAGGAGUCUGAAGUUGAGAGUUCCGAACAUCGAAGCUAUGACACGUCAGGCGCCAUCGAAGAUUCGUUCCAAGAGUCCACAAGGGAGCCUUUCUCACGUCCGCCAAGCCGAGAAGGGCGCCCAGUCUCCAGGAUGCCAGUGCGUCAAGAGGAUCCGGAGCUUGCAGAUCGGCUUAGGAAGUACGAAGAACAAAGCGACGUCCUGGGUGGAAUCAUUUCCCACUCAAUCCAAUCUAUGGGACGAAUCCAGGAUGCCAUUCACGGAACCAACAGUUUCAAUGAGUCCAUAGAACGCAGUGUUCGAGCUGAUGAGAUGCGGCGGAGCUCACAUGAUGACGAAGAGGUUAUCAGCGACCUGUCCAACGUCAGGAUCUCGCGGAAUCCAGACCGCAGUACCGCUGGCGAGAAUGUGGUCGAGUUCCCUUCAAACGGGUCACGGUCCUCUGGAGCAUCUACUGGUCGCUCGGUCCCCACGGGCUCCUCUCGGGGCUCGGACUCAAGACGGCUUAUCGCUCCCGACGUGGUCAAUGCACUCAUUGGCGACCAUGUUGGCAACAUGGUGUUUGACAAAGAGAACAAGAGAUGGCAAAAGGUGAAGACGCCGAGGCCAUCACGAGUGAUGAACGUUCUCCCUUCCGAAGAUAGUGAGGAGGAUCCGUUUGCUAGCAUCCCAGAUCUCUCUGUUGAUGCUGUCAAAGAGAACCGGAAUCUUGGAUUAGUCACUGGACAGAACCUCGAUGACCUCCAGCAGUUCCUACAAGACGAUGCGCCCCCCGGAGACUCCUCAGAGAUGGCGCCCACUGUCGGUGGAGAAGCUACCGAUGCUAGAAGUAUCAUGAGCCACACGAGGGAUACAUUUACGAGGGUCAAGCGAACGCUCGUUGAGACUGCCGUGGAGGACGACGAGGAAAUCGAACAUGAGAUUACCAUACACGAAGAUCGGAUGCAGAACUCUAGUCCUUCGCGACGGAGAAAUCUCACGAUUACGUUUUCAUCGCCAAUUGCCUCGAUCAUCCAAGAUGUCGCCCACCGGUCGGAUGAAGACAACACAGAUAGAGAUCUCAACUCCAUGGACCAAGCAGUUGGUACCAUGGCUGCCGACUCUAUUAGGAGAGGCCGGCAUAACUGGUCUAAUAUAUUUGCAAAGAGCGGAGCAACGAGGUCGAAAUCCCGAAGUCGAUCGCGCGGCGUGUCCCGGAAUCUGUCGGUCAGAGGGAAUAGGUUCGUGCCGAGGCCAGUAUCGCGAAUUGACGAACGGGAUGAAGAUGCGUCUGCUCAGCAGGCCACGUCAGAGCAACAGCGUCAGCUCAGCAUAUGUGGAGAGAGCAGCCUGGUCGGACCGGAGCCAGAGGACAGGCGAAACAAGAGCUUGAACUUUGUUGUGACCACGCCGGCUCCACCAAGAACUGCACCAAACUCCGGAACCCCUGUCAUUGGGAAGUACGUCGGUACUCUGUCCUUGAGCCCUCUGUCCGAAUUCACGAUGCACCAGGCAGACGAGUCAUGCGGUCUGGAGGUCAGUUACGUUGUCGGCAACGAGUACCUCAUGACGGGCGAUGGGUCGAAGAAGGUCAUGUCGAAAGCUAUCCGAAGCCUGGUCGAGAAGAUCACAGAAGUCGAGCCGUUUGAGCCCGACUGGGAAUCAAUGCGUGAAUUGGAUAUCAGCAAUAAACAGCUGGAGACGCUGCACAUGCUCGACGAGUUCUGUACCAGCGUUGUCACCCUCGAUGCCUCCAACAAUGCCAUUGGUCAUGUGGAUGGGGUCCCUGGUAGUGUCCGCAACCUGCGAUUGGCACACAACCAGCUGUCCGAGCUGACGGCAUGGGGACAUCUUAUGAAUCUCCAGUACGUCGAUGUAUCCAAUAACCAGAUCAACAGCUUGUACGCUUUCAAGGACCUGGUUCAUCUCCGCACCCUCCGAGCCGACAACAAUCAGAUCACCAGUCUGGACGGAAUCAAGUUCCACGACAGCUUGCAGGUGCUUCGGGCAAGGGGCAACCUCAUCGAGGAGAUCGAUCUCGAUGGUACCAAGAUGCAACGCCUAACCGAGCUGGACUUGGAGAGCAACCAGAUUGAUUCAAUUCAUAAUAUUGAGCAGCUUUCCUGUCUCAUCACGCUCAAUCUCCAGCACAACCGUGUGGCGUCCUUCGCUCCUUCAACGGACUACGCCAUGCCACAUCUCAAAUACCUCAAGCUCUCCGAUAACGAGUUGAGCAGCCUCGACCUUAGUGCGACUCCCUCAUUGCAUCUUCUCCAUGCAGAUCGCAACCGACUUACUACUGUCACCGGGUUUUCCAGGUGCCGCCGUCUCGACAGCCUGUCACUACGCGAGCAAAACGGUAAUGCGACCUUGGACACAUGUUUCCUCAACUCUGCAUAUGAGGUGAGAAAGCUGUUCUUGUCCGGGAAUCUGCUCUCCGACUUCAAUCCACAGAUGGAUUUCCUCAAUUUACAAUACCUCGAACUGGCGAACUGUGGCCUACAAUCUCUGCCGCCCCAUCUCGGACAGCUGAUGCCGAAUCUAAGGGUCGUGAACCUCAACUUCAACGCCAUCGAGAAUCUGUCAGGCUUGCGCUAUAUCCCGAGACUGAAGAAGCUCUUGGUGGCCGGCAACAGGCUGGCCGAUGCCGGGGAGGUGGCCAACGUCCUGGCCGAGUUCCCGCACCUGUCGAGGCUUGACUUCAGGGACAACCCUGUAACACUUGGUUUCUACCCUCCUGUGCAGACUCUCGUACCUGUGGAGCGAAGCGGGAAUGAGGGCGAGUUUGAUCCAUUCAUGCUGCCAGACGUGGAUGUCGACCGCGACGAGAAGUACAUCAGCCGACUGGAUAUGGGUACGAGGAUGCGAAAACGACUUUAUGAGAUGGUCGUGGUGGAACGCUGCUACCAGCUCAAGCUGUUGGAUGGCCUACCCGUCGCCAGAGACAGCAUACAGAUGAAGGACAGAGUGUGGGAAGCACUUGUCACGAGUGGCGUCAUCGACGAUGGAUGUUGCGCCGAAGAAACGGAUGCCGGUACAGACGCGGCCGAUGGCGAGACCUUGCUGUAG
Molecule: messenger RNA, 5526 nt
Organism: Anthostomella pinea
Lineage: Eukaryota; Fungi; Ascomycota; Sordariomycetes; Xylariales; Xylariaceae
Source: the annotation of a GenBank genome assembly